Messenger RNA from Musa acuminata subsp. malaccensis (wild Malaysian banana), 934 nucleotides. RefSeq names its product V-type proton ATPase subunit c1. Gene Ontology annotation, cellular component: proton-transporting V-type ATPase, V0 domain. NCBI's taxonomy places the organism in Eukaryota, Viridiplantae, Streptophyta, Magnoliopsida, Zingiberales, Musaceae. The record is from RefSeq and is a predicted model, not a curated record. Gene Ontology annotation, biological process: proton transmembrane transport. Gene Ontology annotation, molecular function: proton-transporting ATPase activity, rotational mechanism.
CCAGUGGAAUGCUCCUUUCAUCCGUUUCCGAUCCGUCGCCCUCCGCUUCUUCUUCCUUCCCUCCUCGAAGAGCAAUUAGGGUUCCUCAAAAUCCCCGCAAGGAUGUCGACCUUCAGUGGCGACGAAACCGCUCCCUUCUUCGGAUUCCUCGGCGCCGCGGCGGCCCUCGUUUUCUCCUGCAUGGGGGCGGCGUACGGGACGGCAAAGAGCGGCGUCGGGGUGGCGUCGAUGGGCGUGAUGCGGCCGGAACUCGUGAUGAAAUCGAUCGUGCCCGUCGUCAUGGCUGGAGUGCUUGGGAUCUAUGGUCUCAUCAUCGCUGUUAUCAUAAGCACCGGGAUCAACCCUAAGGCCAAGUCAUAUUACCUCUUCGAUGGGUACGCGCACCUCUCGUCCGGCCUGGCGUGUGGCCUUGCAGGACUCUCGGCGGGGAUGGCGAUCGGGAUCGUUGGUGAUGCUGGAGUCAGAGCCAACGCACAACAGCCAAAACUGUUUGUAGGAAUGAUUCUGAUUCUCAUCUUUGCGGAAGCUCUUGCCCUCUAUGGUCUCAUUGUUGGCAUCAUCCUUUCCUCUCGUGCUGGUCAGUCCCGAGCAGACUAAGGAGUAGCUGGCACCAUGUUACCUGUGCUUCCUCUAUAUUUUUCAUGGAAAAUGAUAACAUAAAUUGGUCAACUUUUGUGGUUAUAAUGUGAUCUAAUACAGGACUUCCACAGAUAAGAGUCACAUUGCUAGACUCGUGCUACAUUUCAAUAAUUUCCCACUGUAAUCUUCUUGUACUGCUGAGUUAUGGACAACUGCGGGCACUCUAUUUCCAUUUCGGAGGGAACUAACUACAAACUUUGUGGAUUUAGAUUGUUACUUUGUGUAGCCUGGUCAGAUGAAUCAGGUUUGAUCUUGUUCUGAAGUAAUGUAUUUUAUGUUCAACUCCUUUGGAUUA